Helianthus annuus (common sunflower) is the source of this 765-nucleotide messenger RNA. Its product is annotated as WUSCHEL-related homeobox 5. The coding region runs from base 1 to 765 and encodes 254 amino acids. The transcript has 3 exons. The record is from RefSeq and is a predicted model, not a curated record. Gene Ontology annotation, biological process: plant organ development. NCBI's taxonomy places the organism in Eukaryota, Viridiplantae, Streptophyta, Magnoliopsida, Asterales, Asteraceae. Gene Ontology annotation, molecular function: DNA binding; DNA-binding transcription factor activity.
AUGGACGGCUGCAGUGGCACAUCGGAGGUACCCGCAAUGGUGGUCGGAGGCGGAGCAGCCGGGACACCGGCUGCGAGUAGGUGGAACCCUACGAAAGAACAGAUAGACAUGUUGGAGAAUCUGUAUAGACAAGGGUUGAGAACACCAACGGCCGAUCAGAUUCAGGAGAUAACCGGUAGAUUGCAAACGUAUGGACACAUUGAAGGCAAGAAUGUGUUUUAUUGGUUUCAGAAUCACAAGGCUAGACAAAGACAAAAGGAGAAGCAAGAUCAUUUGUCAUUGUUCCGGCAAUAUAACCACCAUCAUCGCCACCUUCAUCAACCGCCGUUUGUUCAUAUACCUCCGCCGCCAAACGUGGUCUACGAGCCAUGCUACAUCCAACAACACAAUGUAGGGUUCUAUGUUCCACAAGCUGUAUCACCUAACACCACCACAAGCAGCUCUCUCAACCGACGAUCGCCGCGGUCUGCUAAGCCAAGUUCGGCUGGGUUCGUGUUGAUGCAUCAGCCAGAAAUUGCGGUUGCGGUGGCCGGAGGAAGUAGUAGUAACAUAAUAAACAUUGAACAGGAGGAUAUUGCUACUAGAAAAAACAACAGUCGUCAAGAAACAUUGGAUCUUUUCCCAAUGCACCCAACUGGGAUUCUGCAAGAACCAGUGGAUACUACAAGCAAUGGUGGUUGUCAUGCAUCACGUGCUUGUCUUAUAUAUGUUCGUAUAUUAUAUGUAGUUGAUUAUGUGGAGUUAUGUAUACUUUUAGAUGAUUGA